Messenger RNA from Dreissena polymorpha, 1419 nucleotides. RefSeq lists its product as uncharacterized. Lineage: Eukaryota; Metazoa; Mollusca; Bivalvia; Myida; Dreissenidae. The coding region runs from base 310 to 1419 and encodes 369 amino acids. The record is from RefSeq and is a predicted model, not a curated record. The transcript is spliced from 6 exons.
AUGCGGAUGGAACAUAUGCGCAUGAUAUAUUCAAACAUCCUGGAGACACCAAAAGUAAGAACAACAAGAUCUAGCCAGCAGUGAUAUGAAGAGAGACCAACAAAACAUUACUGUUUACUAGUACCUGUUCUAAAAGAGCAAAAUUCGUGCCGAGUGUAGUUCAAUAUGGAUUUUCAACGGACAUCCACUUCUGACACAAUGAACACGAAGAACAUGCAUGUUUAAAUGUAAUAUUUAAAAUACCAUUCCCACUUUUUGAAAGGAAAACGGACAUACACAUAUAUGUAAAAUAAACAAGAACAUUUUAAAAUGGAUAAACAACUUAAAAGUAAGCAUAUACAUACAUUGGUAACAUUUUGUUCUGCCACAAAUAAUUUUGAGAAAUAUCUUGCAUGUUUCAUUAACAAAAAAAGUGCCGAGUUUUGUUCCUCAAAUAGGGAAUACAUAAAAACUAUUUGCAAAGUGUCUGACUAUAUAUGCUCAACCUGCGAUAUAGCCAAACUGUACCAAACGCAUGAGGGAUCUUCCGACGCGAGUCAACAAAGAGAGGUCUGCAAAUUGUGUCAAUCGUUAUAUGAUCGCAUAACGGAUAAACAUGCACUUAAAUCUCCCAAUUGGGAGAAUAUUGAAUGGAAAUUAAUUAUGAAAGAACCACUGCAACAUAUGAAAUGUUAUAUAAAGGAAUACGGACAUCGCGAGGUGCGAACGGUGCAGCAAUUAGGAUUGUCCGCUUUAAUUCAAAUCUGUUUAAAUCAUUGCGAUUUGAAUACACUGUUCGGCAACGUACUACCCUUCCUAGAAAAGAUUGCAGAGAAGCGAGAUCAAGUAUUCCAGUCCGAAACAUUGCAUAUUGGUGAAGACGAUUUAAAUACACAUUUGCGUAAGAUCGAAGACGUUUUUAAGACAGUACGCGGAGGUGCCGAUAUGGACAUAAGGUCUCACACGAUGUCAGCAAAGAUCUUCAACGCCGGUCAACAGCAAUUUACAGUUGAAGAUGAACUCAAAAUCAAGCUCACGAUAAUAGAGACUUUAAAUAGACGUAUUCAUUCUUUAAAAUGUUGGCAAACUUUAUCUGGAAACAGCCAAGAUGAUCCGGAGCUUCAAAAAUUGCUGUUUAUAAAAAAUCUACACUGCCAAAAACUUAAAGAGAAGAACCAACAACUCGCAAGCAAUACGCAUGGUAAAAUCCAGAGAUAUGAAAAACACAUGCAAGUUCUAAAACAAUAUACAGACAAAAUAAACAAGAUCUCUACUGACAACUCCAGUCAUUAUUGUGGAAGUGGAAUGGUGGGCGACCUGAUUGUACAGUCUCCACAUGACAAAUACAAUCAAACUUUACGAGAGGAAACUCACGACAAUAUGAUCGAAGUAGUAGAAAAUACACACACACUUAAAAUCGGUAAUAUAUGUACUAUGUGA